CCUCUAUUCCCCGAGCGUUCCAACGCUCCGGCCGGAGCGUGUCCCAGCCCACCCCUCACUCCUCAACGCUCCACCCGGCCCCCUUUACCGAGCGUCAUGUCCCAGCCCACCCCUCACUGCUCAACGCUCCGCCGGCGUAUUUCACCGAGGGUUCCAACGCUCCGGCCGGAGCAUGUCCCAGCCCACCCCUCACUCCUCAACGCUCCACCCGGCCCCUUUACCGAGCGUGUCAACGCUCCGGCCGGAGCGCGUCCCAGCCCACCCCUCACUCCUCAACGCUCCACCCGGCCUUUACCGAGCGUGUCAACGCUCCGGCCGGAGCGCGUCCCAGCCCACCCCUCACUCCUCAACGCUCCACCCGGCCACCUUUACCGAGCGUGUCAACGCUCCGGCCGGAGCGCGUCCCAGCCCACCCCUCACUGCUCAACGCUCCACCCGGCGUAUUUCACCGAGGGUUCCAACGCUCCGGCCGGAGCAUGUCCCAGCCCACCCCUCACUCCUCAACGCUCCACCCGGCCCCUUUACCGAGCGUGUCAACGCUCCGGCCGGAGCGCGUCCCAGCCCACCCCUCACUGCUCAAUGCUGCGCCCGGCCUUGCCUGUCAGCAAAACCGGCGCCCCGAGAUUACAUCGGCCACUCGGGUGA
Messenger RNA from Fomitopsis serialis, 645 nucleotides. RefSeq lists its product as uncharacterized. The transcript has 2 exons. The record is from RefSeq and is a predicted model, not a curated record. The annotation marks the transcript as partial. Lineage: Eukaryota; Fungi; Basidiomycota; Agaricomycetes; Polyporales; Fomitopsidaceae.